AUGGAUCACUUUGCUCAACAGGUUCAAGAGACGGAAAAGCUACUGAACAAUCCCGAGGCGGAAUGGAUGGACAAAUCUGAGGCGAUUACUAAUCUAGCAAACACUGUGGAAUCGCUUGGACAAUCUGUGAGUCAUAAAGAUGCCCUUCGAUUGCUGAUGAGCCUAUCGGUCGGACUAAGCAUACAGCUAGGUUCAACGCGGUCUAAGCUCGUAAGGAAUACGUGCGAGUGUCUUCUGAGAAUAAUUAAUGUCAUGGGACAAGAUUUUAAGGAUAUGGCCAACGCUUUACUGCCUCAAAUCGUCAGUACAGCCAAAUCGACAUCGGUGGCGAUGCGUCAGCCAGGAUCUAAACUUUUGCACGAAAUGUCGAAGGUCGUACGUUAUGACCUGGCACUCAUGAGAGAAAUUUACGAGGAGAAUUCGCACGCCAAAGGUCGUUUAUUGGUGCUAGAGCAACUUCGACUUGUCUUCGUUUAUUGGAGGGAUGAAGAAGUUUUGCAGUAUGAGUCGGAUGUGUGCAAAAUAAUUCAACGGGGACUGGAGGACCAAAACGAAUCUGUCCGUAAGACGGCGCGUGAGACUCUUGCUGAUUUCUCUGUUAAGUGGAAUGAACGCGCAAUUGAAUUUGUCGACUUGCUUUCAGCCCAAUCAAAAGGGCUGCUUGUGCAUGAUCAUCGUGAAUCGCCGAUCGCUAAGGCAAUUUUAGAAAAGCAUCCUGAUAUAAUCCACAAUCUGGACUCGUUCAGUCGAAGUAAGUCGGCUUUCUCUCAGUCGCGUGUGGGUUCCCGCGAGUCUCCACUGCUCCGACGUGGGCAAAAAGUUGAAAUUUACGCAUCAGAAACAACUACAUUGAAACAGCUCGAAAAUCCAAAAAGUUUGAGUCCAGAUGUUAUGAAUGCAGAAGGCAGUAUGGAAACUCAUACUACUGAUCCGAACUUACGAUAUCCAUUCGACAAUUCUAAUGUUUCGAGUGGAAGUGAAUUGGAUCAGCAUGAUCAAUCUCCAGAAGCGUUUGAUGGCUCGCAGAUGCAUGAAUAUUCUCUGGCUCAUUCAGCUUCAAAUAGUGUGCAAAUGUCCACUCUGAAAUAUAUGGACGCCUUGAAUUCUUCUUCUUGCUCUUCAAGUCAAUCACGAUCGUCAAGCGCAUCUUCUACACAUGACGAAGAGGCAGAAUCGAUUACACCGAGUGACUUAACUUUGAAGAGAUUUCAUAAACAGAGCCCCAAUUUUCAAAGCAUCAGCUCACAGAACGAGAAACCUUCAAAAGUAUCGACUACUUCAGAAGAGCAUCUAUCCUUGCUCCCUCGUCCACGUAGCUCCACGCUGAAAACGAGUAGAUGUAGUAGCCCCUCUUCACCUAUGCUUGAAGUAAAAGAUGACGAGGAAACGAUUGAAUCAAGCCUAGGCGCAUAUGAGGAGCUUGUCAACAAGCAGCCACCUGGCUUGAAAGCAAUUUCAACUAAAUUAUCCUCAGACAACGUAAUCAUGAGAUCAAGAUAUCGACGUCUGGAUCAAGAAAACGAGCUGCACCAAAUGCCCAGUUCCAAGUCGUCAACGCUCAAGUCGUCAACGCUCAAUUCGCCACCACUAGAUCAGCUGCAGCAAGCUAAGACAGAACAUGCGUUAACUGACCGCGCUUUUGAGAACGAAAUGUCGUCGAUGCUAGAACAAUCCAAUGCUGGCAGCGCAUUAUCUAAUGAAGACGAUGUCAUGAAUUAUUUUUACGAUGGAAGCGUUCAUACGGACUUUAUUCAUGAAAAAAUUCGUGACCAACAAAGCGAAUAUCACGACAAUUUGGCGGAGAAAUUGCCUGACCCGCUAAAUUUUAGUGCAGUGAGUGGUUGUACGGUACCAGAUGAAGGUCACCUUAAUGAAGGUUGUGUGAAGGACAGUGAUUUGGUACAAGGCUUAGAUAAUUUGAUGCCAACUUUGCACGACAACGUUUUACCAGCCAGACAUAGGCAUUAUAUCAAGCAAAGUUGUCCUGAAGAAGAAGCUGAUGAACAGCACAAAGAACUGGACACAAUGAACUAUCCAAGUGACUCGCUUACGGCCUUGAUGAACGUUUGUGAAAAUAUAAAAAGUCUUCGCAAAGUCACACGAAACGUUGAGAUGGGCUUUGGAUUUGGAGAAACAUGUAAAAAAGAGCAUGUUGAAAUAGCGAUGCACCACACACUUAUUGCGAGCACAGCUAACGAGGUAGAGAAAAGCCCGCACGCAAUGUGCAAUGUGCAGUCUCCAGACAAGCCUGGCAUAAAGGAUCUAUCAUAUUUGGAGUGCUCGAAACAAGGCGAUCAGAAUAUUCUAGCUCCACCCAUCGAUGGCUCGUAUGGGCAGAAAGAUAGCUACGAGGAGCAAUCAUUUUUGGAUACGUCUAUGCCAGCGUUUCGCCCAAUCUCAUCUUCUAAUGAUCGUGCAAAGACAAAUGACGACGCUUUCGUGAUAACGCAAGCUCAACAACCGAAACACAUUCCUGUAUCCGAACGAGCUACCAGGAUUAGCGAGAAUGAGUCUCACUUUGUUGACGAUUUACACGUUGCUGAAAAUACUAUCAGUCGCACAGAAUCAAAAGGAAGCUCUCAUGAAACUUUUCAAAAUCAAAAUUCAAACAUUACCCAUGGUGAUAAAGCUUGCCGUUUCGACGCUGCAGAAAAACUCUUUGCGCUAAAGGAGCCUGUAUAUGUCCACGACCGCUACGAUAAUACACAGUUGCCGCAUGAAUCGUAUGUCACACCAAAAAUACCGGAGCGAUUGCCGAAAGAGUUGUACUCCACGCGUUCGACUUCGCGGUAUGCUGCCCCAACAAGCAUGGGAGCAAAGCUUUCUUGUGCGCUUAGAAAGAAUGCUGCGAUCAAGAAUACUAGCUCAUCUGCUGAAACCGUGAUUGCCGAUAAUGCUGGCGAGGAAGAGAUUUCGAACCAGGCUGACGAAAUUACUCCACUUUUGCAUUUGUCUGUUUCGGGUGAUGAAUCAGAACCAACCGAACUUAAGCAUGCUGACGCAACACCGCUCAAUUUAACACCACCAUACAAUACACCAGGAAGCGAUAAUUCGGCAGCCAGCAAGCAAUCUAAUUUUUGUAGCAAAUCUCUUGCUGUGAUUUUUUCGGCAAUUUUCUGCAUGGCGGGUCUCCUGUACGCUGCGAAGAAAGUUAACGAGUCACGCGAAUACCACCUCAACCUGAAAUCACGCAUUGAUAAGUUUGAGGCAAGUAUCGCCGAAUCCCAUUCGAAAGUGCUACAAUUAGAAGGAGACUUCACUGUUUGGACUGAAUAUGUGCGAAACCUUGCGGAAGAAGAGGAAGCAAACGCACUGACGCAACUACAAGCACUUCAUACUGAAGUGCAAAGAUGGCAACAGGACAUGCAUGACGACCUCGAGAAAUUCCGACAGGCGCUUACUUUGGACUUCAUUGACACUGCGUUUGCAAACUUGGACGUGAAUGAUGCGAAGAAACGUGAAGAUUAA
Plasmopara halstedii is the source of this 3468-nucleotide messenger RNA. Its product is annotated as CLASP N-terminal domain. The coding region runs from base 1 to 3468 and encodes 1155 amino acids. The record is from RefSeq and is a predicted model, not a curated record. The transcript is spliced from 5 exons. NCBI's taxonomy places the organism in Eukaryota, Oomycota, Peronosporomycetes, Peronosporales, Peronosporaceae.